AUGUGUCUCGUGGUGUCCUUCUGGCUGUCAACAAGAUCUAAACCUGAUGUGAACAUUAUCGUAAAUGCAACUGGAAAAGGCAUUCUUAUUUCCCCGGAACUUGCCAUCUUACCGGACAAACUGUGCUUUAUCUGGGCUUCAACGCGUGAUAAAAAGUUACGAAAGUUUGCCCUUCCCGACAAACAUCGUUACGGACUGGAGUUUCACAUUUCUCGCAAAUGUUCUCACGUUGUGCUACUUAUUUUCCUUGCUGGCGACAUAGCAACCAACCCAGGUCCUACAACUGGUUCACGUGAAACAGACAAUUCAAAAACUAGUCUCGGGUUAAAAGUUCUGUAUUUAAAUGCCAGAAGCCUAAAAGCAUUUGUUCAUCCAAUUGGGGACAAAUCGGUAAAAGUUUGUAAAAUCUCGUUAUUGCAACAACUGGCAUAUGGUGGUAAUUACGACGUUGUAUGUGUAUGUGAGACCUGGUUAAACAAUUUAAUCUUAAGCAGUGAGAUCUUGCCUAAUUAUGGAUCUAUCUUCCGAUGUGACAGAGCUGACAGAAUUGGUGGUGGUGUUCUUGUUGCUGUGAAGACUGGUAUACAAGUCACACGCAGACAUGAUCUAGAACCUGAUAAUACGGAACUUGUUGUUACUGAGUUAAUGAAAUCUAACAACAAACCAAUUAUACUUUACACGUUUUAUCGUCCCCCCGACUCUAAACCCGAUGUCCUUCAGCAGCUAAAUUAUUCUAUCCAAAACAAUCCAGAAUCAAGUCGUAUUGUAUUGAUAGGCGAUUUUAAUCUACCAUCAGUUAAAUGGUCGUCUGAUCAGAAAACCCCCAUCAACAUCGGAGGACCUGCUGAGAAUGAAAUCUUUAGCGAUUUGGUAGACGACAACUUCCUUCUGCAAUACAUACUUGGCCCUACCCAUACUGCUGGUAAUAAACUCGAUCUGUUGAUGUGUAUCUCUCCUGAAAUCGUCGGCGACGUCUCCGUUCUCCAUCCCGAGACCUGUGGUUUCCCAACAGAUCACUACAUCGUGGAAUUUGACGUGAAGUUGAAGUUUAAAAGAGCCAAGCCAAUAAAGCGCCGAGUAUUCGACUAUGGAAAAGGAAAUUUCGAUGAGCUACGUAACUUCCUGACACGAUAUCCCAUCAAUGUUACCCCAACUGAUAGCAUUAAUGAUGACUGGGAACAAUGGAAGGACACUUUCUUAACUACGGUGAGAAGGUACAUUCCGAUGAGAACUGUCAAAGACAAAAAUAGUCCACCAUGGAUCGAUAAAGAAGUGCGUCAACUAAUCCGUAAGAAGUACAAAGUUCUGAAACAAUACCGCAGGAACAAAUCUGCUGAUCGAAAGCGUAAAUUACGAAGCGUUACUCAACAAAUCAAAUACUUGAUUCGAAGUAAACACCGAGGCUAUCUUGCUAAAAUAGGAAGUUCGUUCUGUGACAACCCCAAACUAUUCUGGAGUUCCAUAAAUCAAUUAUUCACCACCGGACAGGUCAGAGCAACGAAAUAACAUAUAAUGGUUUUACAGCCAAGACGGCGAAAGAAAAAGCGGAUCUUUUUAACACUUACUUUUCUUCAGUGUUUCAUCCAUCUUCUACCACUUGUAACCAGACGCCUCGAACGGAAAGCAAAGAGAACAUGUUGGAGAUAACAAUCGAUGUAGACGAAGUUGCGCAAUUUUUGCGUGCCCUUGAUACCUCGAAAGCAUGUGGCCCCGACGGCAUUCCAGCUCGCCUGUUACAAGUAUGCGCCCUUGAAAUCGCACCAAGCAUAUGUGAGUUGUUUAACCGUUCCUUGCAUACUGGUCAUGUUCCAUCUGAGUGGAAAUCUGCGAAUGUUACACCCGUCCACAAAAAAGAUCUUAAAGAACCGGCGGAACAUUACAGACCAAUAUCGUUGCUGCCCAUCGUUGGAAAAGUACUAGAGCGUUGCGUGUGCAUCAGACUAUAUAAUCAUGUCAGGCACCUCGUCACAAAAGCACAACAUGGCUUCCUUAGACGGCGAUCUUGCGUUAGUCAACUACUAUCGGUACUACACGCCAUCAGGCAAUCCCUUGAUAAAAACGUUCAAACUGACGUUAUCUACCUCGACUUUGCGAAAGCUUUUGACUCUGUCGAUCACCAAAUUCUCCUCCACAAGCUUGCGUCAUACGGUGUGUCAGGUCAUUUAUAUGAAUGGUUCGCGGACUAUCUCAGUGGUCGUCGUCAAAGGGUUGUGAUUGAUGGAGCUACAUCUAAUUGGGUGCCAGUUACAUCUGGAGUGCCGCAAGGCAGUCUCCUGGGUCCUAUUCUGUUUGUGAUAUUCAUAAACGAUCUUCUCGACAUAUUACCUGACGAGACUUUGGCAGCUUUGUUUGCAGACGACACCAAACUGUACAAGUCCAUCACAUCAGUAGGUGACUGUGAAAGUUUGCAACAAGCUUUAACAGACCUUGACUGCUGGAGCCGUGACAACAACCUCAAUUUUAACCAGUCGAAGUGUAAGGUGUUGACAAUUACAAGGAAAAAAAACCGCUGA
This is a messenger RNA of Paramuricea clavata, 2513 nucleotides long. The record is from the annotation of a GenBank genome assembly. Lineage: Eukaryota; Metazoa; Cnidaria; Anthozoa; Malacalcyonacea; Plexauridae.